Messenger RNA from Rhinolophus ferrumequinum (greater horseshoe bat), 3321 nucleotides. It is a transcript of the gene ANPEP, whose product is annotated as alanyl aminopeptidase, membrane. Gene Ontology annotation, cellular component: cytoplasm. Gene Ontology annotation, biological process: proteolysis; peptide catabolic process. The record is from RefSeq and is a predicted model, not a curated record. Gene Ontology annotation, molecular function: peptide binding; zinc ion binding; metalloaminopeptidase activity. The transcript has 20 exons. Bases 69 to 2945 code for a protein of 958 amino acids. NCBI's taxonomy places the organism in Eukaryota, Metazoa, Chordata, Mammalia, Chiroptera, Rhinolophidae.
GCCUGGCCCCAGGCGGCCCUGUUCCCUGCCUGCCCUGAGCCUCCCCCAGCUCCCUCUCCACCCUCACCAUGGCCAAGCCCCACGUCGUCCUGGGCAUACUGCUGGGCCUGGCAGCCGUGAGCACCAUUAUUGCUCUGUCGGUGCUGUACUCGCAGGAGAAGAACAAGAACGCCGAGAGCUCUCCUGGUGUGGUCCCCACCAGCCCCGCCACUACCGUGAGCACCACCUUGGACCAGAGCAAGCCGUGGAACCGGUACCGCCUCCCCCGGACCCUGGUGCCUGAGUCUUACAACGUAAAGCUGCAGCCUUUCCUCACCCCCGACAACAAUGGCCUGUACAUCUUCAAGGGCUGGAGCACCGUCCGCUUUACCUGCAAGGAGCCCACCAAUCUCAUCAUCAUCCAUAGCAAGAAGCUCAACUACACCACCCCCAACGGGCACAGGGUGACCCUGCGGGGUGUGGGGGGCUCCCAGCCCCCCACCAUCGACAGGACCGAGCUGGUAGAGCUCACCGAGUACCUGGUGGUGCAUCUUAACGGCGAGCUGCAGGCGGGCAGCAUGUACGAGAUGGACAGUGAGUUUGUGGGCGAGUUGGCCGAUGACCUGGCAGGCUUCUACCGCAGCGAGUACAUGGAUGGCAAUGUCAAAAAGGUGCUGGCCACGACGCAGAUGCAGUCUGCAGAUGCCCGGAAAUCCUUCCCAUGCUUCGACGAACCGGCCAUGAAGGCGACAUUUAACAUCACUCUCAUCUACCCCCGUAACCUCACAGCCCUGUCCAACAUGCUGCCCAAAGGCCCCAGUGUCCCGUUCCUGAAUGACUCCACCUGGAGCGUCACCGAGUUCCACACCACGCCUGUCAUGUCCACGUACCUGCUGGCCUACAUCGUUAGUGAGUUCACAAGUGUGGAGCAGAAGGCGCCUAAUGACGUGUUGAUACGGAUCUGGGCUCGACCUAGUGCAACCGCGGCAGGUCACGGCAUGUAUGCCCUGAACAAGACAGGCCCCAUCCUCAGCUUCUUCGCUCAACAUUAUAACACAGCCUACCCACUUGAGAAAUCCGACCAGAUCGGCUUGCCCGACUUCAACGCUGGCGCCAUGGAGAACUGGGGGUUGGUGACGUACCGGGAGAACUCCCUGCUGUUUGACCCGCAGUCCUCGUCCAGCAGCAACAAGGAGCGCGUGGUCACCGUUAUUGCUCACGAGCUGGCGCACCAGUGGUUUGGGAACCUGGUGACCGUGGCCUGGUGGAAUGACUUGUGGCUGAAUGAGGGCUUUGCCUCCUACGUGGAGUACCUGGGUGCUGACUAUGCAGAACCCACCUGGAACCUGAAAGACCUCAUAGUGCAGAACGAGCUGUACCGCGUGAUGGCCGUGGACGCGCUGGCCUCCUCCCACCCGCUGUCCGCCCCGGCCUCGGAGGUCAACACGCCAGCCCAGAUCAGCGAGAUGUUCGACUCCAUCUCGUACAGCAAGGGAGGCUCGGUGCUCCGGAUGCUGUCCGACUUCCUGACGGAGGACCUGUUCAAGAAGGGCCUGGCGUCCUACCUCAAUACCUUUGCCUACAGCAGCACCACCUACCUGGACUUGUGGGAACACCUGCAGAAGGCUGUAGACAAUCAGGAAAAAAUCAAGCUGCCCACCUCCGUGCGUAACAUCAUGGACCGCUGGAUCCUGCAGAUGGGCUUCCCCCUCCUCACCGUGGACACCAGGACGGGGAGCAUCUCCCAGCAGCACUUCCUCCUUGACCCCACGUCCGUAGUCACUCGUCCCUCAAAUUUCAGCUACCUGUGGAUUGUUCCCAUCUCGUCUAUCAGAAAUGGUAAACCGCAGGACAAGUAUUGGCUGGACGGCGUCCCACAAAAUCAGAGUGAUCUGUUCAAAACCACAGGCAAUGAUUGGGUCCUGUUGAACCUCAAUGUGACGGGCUAUUACCAGGUGAACUACGACGAAGACAACUGGAAGAAGAUUCAGAAUCAGCUAAACACAGAUCUGUCGGCCAUCCCUGUCAUCAAUCGGGCACAGGUCAUCCACGACGCCUUCGACCUGGCCAGUGCCCAAAAGGUUCCUGUCACCCUGGCGCUGGACAACACCCUCUUCCUGAUCCGAGAGACAGAGUACCUGCCUUGGCAGGCUGCCCUGAGCAGCCUGAGCUACUUCAAGCUCAUGUUCGACCGCUCCGAGGUCUACCCCUUCAUGCAGAACUACCUGAAGAAGCAGGUCACACCCCUCUUUAAUCAUUUCAAAAAUGUCACCAACAAAUGGACUAACCGCCCAGAAAAGCUAACAGACCAGUACAACGAGAUUAACUCCAUCAGCACCGCGUGCUCCAGUGGGGUUCCUGAGUGCAAGCAGCUGGUCACGGAGCUUUUCAGCCGGUGGAUGGGUAACUCCAGUAAUAACCCGAUCCACCCCAACCUGCGGUCCACUAUCUACUGCAACGCCAUCGCCCAGGGUGGCGAGAGAGAGUGGGACUUCGCCUGGGAGCAGUACCAGAAGGCCACAGUGGUAAACGAAGCCGACAAGCUCCGAGCAGCCCUGGCUUGCAGCAAAAAAGUCUGGAUCCUGGACAGGUACCUGAGUUACACACUGAACCCUGAGUUAAUCCGGAAGCAGGAUGCCACCUCCACCAUCAUCGCCGUCGCCGGCAACGUCGUCGGGCAAUCUCUGGCCUGGAACUUUAUCCAGAGCAACUGGAAGAAGCUCUUUGAGGAUUACGGUGGUGGCUCCUUCUCCUUCUCCAACCUCAUCCAGGCAGUGACCCGACGAUUCUCCACUGAGUACGAGCUGCAACAGCUGGAGCAGUUCAAGAACAGCAACAUAGGCACAGGCUUCGGCUCAGCCACGCGAGCUCUGGAGCAAGCCCUAGAGAAGACCAAAGCCAACAUCAAGUGGGUGAAGGAAAACAAGCAGAAGGUGUUAACAUGGUUCACAGACAACAGCCAAUAGUCCCCGCCCUUCAUGUGAGAUGCCCAGGUGCAUAUGUCCCAGUGACCCCUGGCUGGGCCCCCCUUCCUGGAGCCCAAGGCACCAGCACCCUCCCUUCAGGGACCAAGUCUCUGGCCCACGUCCUCUCCCCUCUGCCUGUGGGGUUAAUCCAGCUCCUGAUGGCCAAACUGUCCAAACACUUCCACCCCUGCCCUUGUGCCAACCCUCCCCCAGGCCUGGCAUGGCCCCUGGGGCCCAGAGCCUUGGGACUGAUCUCAGGGAAGCCCAGCUCCAGCGCCAGGUGAGCAGAAGCCCUUAUGGACUAGGAAUGGCCUUGUGGGGGCUGCCCUGCGCCUUCUCUCACCUUUCCAAAAAGACCCUGAAACCGGACACUCAA